AUGCCUCCAAAACAGACACCAUAUCAAUUCAAAAAAGGUCUUACUUAUGUUAAACCGCUUCCAAGUUUCUUACAAGCAUUAACCGGUAUAAAUAAUGAAGAACCUUCAGACGAUGAGCUUAAUGCGACAAGGGAAGAAGAAAGGCCUCAAAUUGUAGUUUUAAAAGAAGGAAAACAUAUGAGCGAACAAGAAGUCAAAGUGUAUCUGGACUCUAAGGCGAAAUCUAAAGAUUCUUCUUCGGAGGAUGAUAAGGAAAGUGAUGCCGAAGAUGAUACUCCAAUUAUAGAUGAGAAAACGGGAAAACUCCUUUUUCGUAAACCAAAAGCAAAAAAAGUGUCUAAAACAAGUAAAUCAGAAACGAUCGUUGGAUCUCAUUCUAAGGCAAAAAAUGAAUCGAAUAUGUCUAUAAAAUCAAUUAAUGAAGCCAUUGAUGGUAUGAAACGUAAGCGAGGUGAUAGUAAGAAUGAUACAGAAAAAGAUACUAAUCUAGAAAAGAAAGCUAAAACGACAAAAAAGAAAUCGCAAAAAGUACAAGCCCAUUUGAGUUUUAACAAUGAUGAAAUAUAA
Funneliformis geosporum is the source of this 567-nucleotide messenger RNA. NCBI's taxonomy places the organism in Eukaryota, Fungi, Glomeromycota, Glomeromycetes, Glomerales, Glomeraceae. The record is from the annotation of a GenBank genome assembly.